UGUAUCAAUCAUUCUCAAACUCCAAACAGUAACUAGAAAAAUCAGAGAAGAAAUGAGAAUGGAGUCCAAGUUUUCAUUUUUGAUCAAUCUUCUGGUUUUACAGUAUCUGGCAGUUGUUUGUGUUUCCCAGGAUUUUGAUUUUUUCUAUUUUGUUCAACAAUGGCCAGGAUCAUACUGUGAUUCAGCCAAGAGCAGCUGUUGUUACCCUACAACAGGGAAGCCUGCAGCUGAUUUUGGCAUACAUGGACUUUGGCCUAAUUACAACGAUGGUUCCUACCCUCAAAACUGUGAUUCUGGCAACCCUUUUGAUGAACCCAAGAUUUCGGACCUCAUCGGUAACAUGAGAAAGAACUGGCCGACACUGGCCUGUCCGAGCGGCAGCGGCGAAACCUUCUGGUCUCACGAAUGGGAGAAACACGGGACCUGUUCCGAGUCCGUCCUCGAUCAACACGGCUACUUCGAAACAACACUCGGGUUAAAGCAACAAACCAAACUCCUCCAGGCUCUCAAAACCGCAGGGAUCAAUCCGGAUGGAAGCACAUACAGCUUGGAGAACAUCAAGGAUGCGAUCAAAGAAGGGACGGGGUACACGCCAUGGAUCGAGUGCAACCGGGAUUCCUCUGGGAACAGCCAGCUUUACCAGGUGUAUCUGUGCCUCGACAAUUCAGGGUCUGGCCUCAUUGAGUGCCCUGUUUUCCCUAGAGGGGGGAAAUGUGGGCCUGAGAUCGAAUUCCCUUCCUUCUAAUCUCUCUGCUGUAUUACUGAAUUUGUAAUUUGUUUGAUUUGCUCAUGCUGUCUGUCAUAUAAAUUAUCAGCUCCAUCGUCUUGUAUUUUACUGUUGAAAUGCCAGCUCAAGUUAUAUAUUGCCUCCAUGGAUUCAUACAAUGAAGACAGUGCUUUUUCCC
Hibiscus syriacus is the source of this 905-nucleotide messenger RNA. Its product is annotated as ribonuclease 1-like. Lineage: Eukaryota; Viridiplantae; Streptophyta; Magnoliopsida; Malvales; Malvaceae. Gene Ontology annotation, biological process: RNA catabolic process. Bases 53 to 745 code for a protein of 230 amino acids. The transcript has 4 exons. Gene Ontology annotation, cellular component: extracellular region. Gene Ontology annotation, molecular function: RNA binding; ribonuclease T2 activity. The record is from RefSeq and is a predicted model, not a curated record.